AUGUUGUCGACGUCUUUGCGCCGGGCUGCAUGGGCGCCUCUGGUCGGUUCCUCACGAGCCACACAGCAAAUUCCUUCCUCCGUGCUCGGCGCGUCCCGAUCUUUGCACCAGCGUCAGUACUCCUCUUCCUCCUCAAAACCGCCGGUACCGCCCAGCGAUGGCUCUCGCCGAAUGGAUACCUCGACCCCGGCGAAGGGUGUGAACUCGUCUGGCGAAAAGGGCAAAUCUGCUCGCCGACGGGGGAAGGAGAAUGGCACUCGGGGCGGCUCCUCAAAAGCUAGUCAGCAAAAUGCGGCGUUCUUGAAGCUCCCCAGUGUCCCCUCCACCCAGCACCGCCAGCCGCAUGACGUACAUGUCGCAUCCUUCUUCUCCAUCCACCGUCCUAUCUCCGUGACCACCACGGUCCCUCCCAUCGCGACACCUGAAGCCUUUGACGCGAUCUUUUCCAAGAAAUUUUUGAAGAACAACCCCGACGAUGUCAUCUUCACGCUAUCCUCGACCGUUCAGAACAUGGAAAACUCUACGCCUGGCAUGGGCGAGGCGGAAGACCAGUUCAACUCCACUAUUCAGCAAACCUUUACCGCUGAUGUGAACGGAGAGCUCCGCAUGCAUGAUGGCCAUGAGAUUGGAGUCACCGUCGAAGAAUAUACUCGCCGUCUCCAACCAUUUAACCCUCCCCCUCCUCCCGUCCCUAUGGACAUGACCACCACCAGCACAUCCCCCAGCAACGUUGUGGAGGAAGAGACUUCGACCUACUCCACCGUCUUGACCAUCCGUGAACAACGCCACGCCGAUGGUCGCAAGACCUACGAAGCAUCCACGGGUCCCUUUGUCCGCAGCGACAUGGAGGACCCCGCUCAUGGAUUCACCAUCGAUGCUCCCACCGGGUCAACCUCGGGCAUGACAUACAUUGAGCGUGUCCGUCAUAACCGGACCAUGCACACCCUCAGCACCAAGAGACGUCGCAAGAUCAAGAUGAAGAAGCACAAGUUCAAGAAGCUCAUGCGGAGGACACGCACUCUUAGACGCAAACUCGAUAAGGCUUAG
This is a messenger RNA of Penicillium oxalicum, 1047 nucleotides long. RefSeq names its product mitochondrial 37S ribosomal protein mS38. Gene Ontology annotation, biological process: mRNA processing. The record is from RefSeq and is a predicted model, not a curated record. NCBI's taxonomy places the organism in Eukaryota, Fungi, Ascomycota, Eurotiomycetes, Eurotiales, Aspergillaceae. Gene Ontology annotation, cellular component: mitochondrion. Bases 1 to 1047 code for a protein of 348 amino acids. The transcript is spliced from 2 exons.